GAACUUUAUAAGAAUACACAAUAUGGCGCGUAGUUAUCGUUGUCUAUAAAUAUUACUUUAAUGCCUAAAUUUAGAGCUGCUUUUGGACAAUGGAUAUCAGGAACUUUUUCAAUCCAAGUUCAGCAUCCAAAAGCUCAACUACACCUCCUAACAAGGACAUCAGAAAAUAUUUUGGGUCAUCAGCAGCAAAUAAAAAUAAUACAGUACCUGGAAAGGAAACAAGUAUUACUGUCAAUAAAAAAAGUAUGGUUAGGGCAAAAGGUGAAAAACUUAAAAGCCCACCUAGUAAGACCCAGAUAAAACCCAAAAGUAUUGGCAAGUCACCAAAAAAAAGUGAGCCAUCUGUUCCAACAAGAUCUUCCCCCAGAAAGAAAGCUAGCCUCAGUGUGGACAUAGAAGAGCCAGUUUUAAUUGAUGAUGAUUCUGACAAUGAUGUUGUCAAUGAUUCCCAGGAUUUAAGUGAUACUUACAAGAAAGUAAAUGGUUUUUAUACAAACACUGCCAGUAAAAACAAAGGGUCAGGAAAAAAAGAAACACUUACUAGUAAAACUAAAAAGCAAAAUGACACUAAAAGUUCAGCUAAUGCUAAAAAGUCAGAAGAAAUUGUGGACAUUGAAAGUGUCCAUUCAUCAGGUUCUAGUAGUUCCAAAACUGCUACAAGGUCAAAAUCGAAUAAGACAAAUGAUAAAACUAAGAAAGGCAAGUCAAGUGAACCACUGGUUAAAGAAAUUCAGAAAGAAGAAAAGACAACCAGGCAGAGUCCUAGAAAGUCACCUUCCACAACAGAUAGUAAGAGGGCAAAGAAAAGAAAACAGCAGAUUUCUAGUGAUGAAGAAGAGAUUCUAAUUGUCAAAAAUGAUUCCUCUGACGACGAAGAUGAGCCACUAAGGGGUAGGCAAAAGUCCAGAUCAAGAAGUAAAACUGUAAUAAAGUCUUCGAGAAUCCUUGACUCAGAUUCAGAUGAUGAGAAUCCAGUAAUGGAGGAGAAGCCUAAAGCCAAAAGAAAAAAGAAAGAAUCCAAAGUGUAUGUAGAUGAUUCAGAUAAUGAAAAGAAAGUGACAGCUCUAGACAAGUUUGUUAUUCACAAAACUAAAACAGACUCUGGACUUGGGCAAGAAACUAAAACAGAGAAAGAAAAGUCUCAGUUGAAACUUGUGAAUGUGAAUGCGGCAGAUUUCUUUGGUACUGCAGCGGUCACUAGAAGUAAUCGGUCAAUGGCAGUGACCAAAAGAAAACAUGAAGAAAUGGAAAAGUCUUGCGAGGUGGUUGAUGUUGACAUAGUGUUUGACGAAGAGCUGCAUGAUGAUGAGGACUUUAUGAAGACCCUUGACCAGCUUGAUGGACCUAAUGUUAAAAAAGUUAAACAGUGUGAAGCUGAGGUCAGGGAAACCACUAAAGAGGUUAAACCUGUCAGUCUGGCUAGUAAAUUGAGUGCUAAAGUCAAGCAAGAAAACUUGAAAGCUGAGAGAAAUUCAGGCGAUGAACAUGAGGUAACCUGUGAACUACUUGAACUGAAGGAAACACACAAGAAUGUGAAACUGGAAACACCCCUGAAGCAGAUACCACAGAAAACCUCGCCCUUGAAGCAAUCACCCCUGAAACAGACAGUCCAGAACACAUCACCUCAGAAGCAGUCACCAUUGAAAACAUCUCCCCUGAAACAGACACCUCAGAAAAUGUCUCCUUUCAAACAGACAACCAGAACUCCCAUCUCUGCCAACAAGCGAACACCUUCAGACAAUGAUGGGUCAAGUGCUAGGAAGUUGGCUGGAUUCCAGGCUUAUAAACAAAGAACUGGACCACAACAUCUAGGUUCCAAAGAAAUUCCUGAGGGUGCUGACAAUUGUCUGGAAGGUCUGACAUUUGUUAUCACUGGAGUUUUGGAUUCUAUCGAGAGAGAUGAUGCAAAGUCUGUGGUGGAGAAGUAUGGAGGUAAAGUCACAGCCAGCGUGAGCGGUAAAACAAGUUACCUGGUAGUAGGGCGUGAGCCAGGUGAAAGUAAAAUUUCCAAGGCCUCCAAGCUCAAAGUGAAACAAAUAGAUGAAGAUGGACUAUUGGAUCUUAUCAGAACAUUGCCAGGAAGAGUUUCCAAAUAUGAACUUCAGGCCAAAGAGCAGCUGAAAAAAGAAGCUGCUAUCAAAGAUUUGCAGAACAAAAAUUCUAAAAAACUGGAAUCUUUCAGAUCUCCUAAAGUUGAAAAACAAAAAAGCUCAGUAGAGCCAUCCUCAUUUACCCAAAUAAAAAAUGCAGUGGGAGUCAGCUCUGUGGGCUCUGGGUCUCCUGCUUCAUCGAAGUUACUAAGUCAGUCCCAGCCUUCUCCUUCCUCCCCUGCCCCAGCCACCCAGUCGGAAGUUUUGUUAUGGGUAGACAAGCACAAGCCGACCACUUUGAAGAACAUUAUUGGUCAGCAAGGGGAGAAAAGCAAUGCCAAAAAACUUUUACACUGGUUGAAGCACUGGCAUGAGAACAUCAUCGUAAAAGGUAUCAAGUCAUCAGGAAGUUUUUUCAACAAAGGAGAUGGUGCUGGGAAUAGGGCAGCUUUGUUAUCGGGCCCACCUGGCAUUGGAAAGACAACCACAGCAACUCUUGUUUGUCAGGAAGCUAAAUUUUCAUAUGUUGAGCUCAAUGCUUCAGAUUGCCGCAGCAAAAGAAACUUGAAGGAAGUUGUGGCGGAGUCUCUGAACAACCAGACCCUUGUGGACUACAUGGGGGAUCGCAAAGGAUCAACCCUGCCCUCUGGGCAAUCACACUGCAUCAUCAUGGAUGAGGUAGAUGGUAUGGCUGGCAAUGAAGACAGGGGAGGACUCCAGGAACUCGUACAGCUCAUCAAGAACACCAAGAUUCCCAUCAUCUGCAUCUGCAAUGACCGCAACUCUAUGAAAAUGAGGACUCUGUCCAAUUACUGCCUAGAUUUGAGGUUCCAGAGGCCUAGAGUAGAGCAGAUCAAAGGGGCUAUGAUGACCCUGGCUUAUAAAGAGGGCCUGAAGAUUCCGCCGGCUGCACUUAAUGAGAUUAUAGCAGCCUCAAAUCAUGAUAUCAGACAGAUUAUUCACAACAUGUCAAUGUGGAGUGCCAGUGAUAAGACAUUGAGCUAUGAGCAAGUCAAAUUGGAUGCAGCCAAAGCACACAAGGAUGUCCGACUUGGUCCAUUUGAUGUCUGCCGCAAGGUGUUUGUUAGUGAUGAGGAAACAAGAAAAAUGACCUUCAAUGACAAAUCUGAUUUGUUCUUUCAUGAUUACAGCUUUGGGCCACUUUUUGUCCAUGAAAACUAUCCAAAUAUCAUUCCAAUGUCUGCAGGAAAUCACAAUGGCAAGCAUUUGUCUUGUCUUUCUAAAACUAUAGACAGUAUAUGUGAUGGUGAUUUGGUGGACAAGUUGGUCAGGAAGGAUUCUAAUUGGAACUUAUUACCCACACAGGCUGUGUUUUCCAGUGUCAUUCCAGGGGAGGUAAUGAGAGGUAGUUUUCCUCAGAUGCCUGCCUUCCCUCAGUGGCUGGGUAAAUUUUCCAGCACCAACAAAACCAAUAGGAUAUUACAAGAGUUGGCAUCACACAUGAGAUUAGUAACAUCCUGUGACAAACGAAGCCUCAACUUGGAUUACCUCCCUGCUCUCAGGGCAUGUCUGACAUCUCCUUUGGUACAGAAGGGAUCUGACGGAGUGGAGGAGGUCAUCAAGCUGAUGAAUGAUUAUGACAUUAUUAAAGAUGAUUUUGACAACAUAUUAGAAGUCACCAAGUGGCCCAACAGUUUAGAUGUUAUGUCCAAGAUAGAUUCUAAGACCAAAUCAGCUUUUACCAGACAGUAUAACAAGGAGGCUCCUCUCACUCCCUAUGCCACUGGUACAAUCAGCAAGAAGAAGGGAGGGCGUGGAACCAAUGUUGAGGAGGAGUUUGAGCUUGAGGAAGAGGGGGAGGGAGAGGUUGGCGGAGUGGACAGCGAGGAGGAGAAUGAAGAAGAAAGUCUGGAAGCUGAUACUAUGAUUAAAGCUAAAAAGCCAUCCACCUCUAGAUCUGCUAAAAAGUCAUCCACCUCUAGUUCUGGUCAGCCUAAAAAAGGAGCAUCAGCCGGAAAAGGUGGGAAUAAAGGCAAGGCUGGGAAAAAAAACAAAUAAGGAAGUUCCAUUAUUCCAUUGUGUUCAUGAAAGACUUGCAGUGUGUGGUUAGUCUCUGGCUAACAAAUCAUUUAAACAUCCCCUGUAUUGUUCUAAUGGAUUAUGGGAAGUGUUCCAGAGACAUUAAGCAUUUUUCUUUGCUGAAGGAAUUUGUUGAAUAUAUUAACUGACCUACUGAAUGUAACAUUUGUUAUCCAUUAAACUUUUAUAACAACUUUUGUUUUUGACUGAUUUGUAGAUGUACAGGAGUAAUUGAAAACAAAUCAUUGAAAUUUAUUCUUUUAUGUCCUAAAAAUGUUUUAACACCAAACCACAAUUAUUGUUGAUUUGAGUUCUUGGCAGAGCAGUCUAGAGAAUACAAUGGUGAGAAUGUAGAAUAUUUGUAUUGUAGCUAUCCUCCAGCGACUUCUGAAUGUGAUUGUGUUCCUUCACUUUGGAUCUGGCCAGAAUGGCAAGUGUUGAGGUGUGGGCAGCCCAGCACUCGCAAAUUUACCUAACAAAACAUGAAUCAAUAAAAAGAAUGUACAAAUUAGACAAUUAUUAUUGGUAAUUAAUUGUUUUGUUUGAUACCAAAAGGGAAAUGAAUUCUUCAGUGUUAAGAACUAUGGCUAAAUGUGUGGAGUUAUGUCCCCUCAGUUGUGCACCUUCUUUCUUUCUCUCUCUCUCUCUCUCUCUCUCUCUCUCUCCCCCCCCCCCCCCCCAUUCUUGGAUCAAGUUGAAACUUAACACAAUUAUUUAUUGUACUCAACAGAAUGGAAUUCAUUCACCAAUUGUAAACAAACAACAUUUUGUCACGUGAUAAUAUUGAUAAAACAACGAAAGAACUGUCACGUGAUAGCCAUUGUGAAAAUAAAAAAUUAGAUCGUGAUUUGUAUAGAAAAGAUAGAGAAUCAUGUGGCUAAAUGUUUGUUUACGAUUGGUGAAUGAGGUCCAUUCAUGCGAUACAACACAGUUGUCAAGUAAUUAUUUUGAUUGAUAUCGAAAAAGAUAUAGUUGUAAAUGUGGUGGAGUUCUUCCCAUCAGAUAAGCUCUUUUUUUUUUCUAAUAAGUAUUUUUAUAUUUUGCUUGUUUUUUUUUUGUUGUUUUUUUUUUUGUUGUUUUUUUUUUGUUUUCUGAAACAGUUUGGCAUUUAACGUUUGGUGUGUAUGGGUCUGUGCAUUGUGUGUCUAGAAAUUGAGAAAUCAUUCUUCAAACAAAAUUAAAACUGCUGUUUGUGCUUGUCAUACGGCGCCAAAGUCUCACGAGAUGUGUAAACAAUAUGUUUACUUGCACGUUUGUCUCGAGAAGAUACAUUGCCCAUAGUACUAAAAGUAGCCAGGAAAGUUAUAAAUAUUUUUAAAAUAUUUUUUUUAUUUAUUGGAGAAGCUAAUUUGAGUCAAGAUGUAUAUACAAGGGGAGUAUAAAAAGCGGGGUCGAUCGGUCGGUCAAAAUAGUUUCAUCCUAUGUAUCAAGUCUAUAAUUGUGAAUCUCCUAUUGAAAUAAAGUUUUAUUGUGUGUUCA
Messenger RNA from Biomphalaria glabrata, 5609 nucleotides. Its product is annotated as replication factor C subunit 1-like. Gene Ontology annotation, molecular function: DNA binding; DNA clamp loader activity; ATP binding. The transcript is spliced from 24 exons. Gene Ontology annotation, biological process: DNA replication; DNA repair. Lineage: Eukaryota; Metazoa; Mollusca; Gastropoda; Planorbidae. The record is from RefSeq and is a predicted model, not a curated record. The coding region runs from base 90 to 4109 and encodes 1339 amino acids. Gene Ontology annotation, cellular component: DNA replication factor C complex; nucleus.